GCAGGGCAUGCCGCGUCAGGACAGACUGUCGAGUCAAGCCGAGUAGAGCGAGAGGGAAUAAGAACAGACCGAGCACCACGUACAGCAGUUGACGGACGGACGCCGCUUAGCUACUCUAUUAUUUUCUCCGUGCUGAAGCUCUUUUAGGCCUAGCCUACCACAUAACGCCAACAUGCGUGAGAUAGUGCACCUACAAGCCGGCCAAUGCGGCAAUCAGAUCGGGGCUAAGUUCUGGGAGGUGAUUAGCGAUGAGCAUGGUAUUGACCCCACAGGAACAUAUCAUGGCGACAGUGACCUGCAGCUGGACAGGAUCAAUGUCUACUACAACGAAGCCUCAGGAGGUAAAUACGUUCCACGUGCCAUCCUGGUUGACCUGGAACCUGGAACCAUGGACUCCGUCCGCUCUGGACCUUUUGGGCAGAUCUUCAGGCCCGACAACUUUGUGUUUGGUCAGAGUGGUGCCGGAAACAACUGGGCCAAGGGCCACUAUACAGAGGGGGCCGAGCUGGUUGACUCAGUGAUGGACGUGGUCAGGAAGGAGGCUGAGAGCUGCGACUGCCUCCAGGGCUUCCAGCUGACGCAUUCUCUGGGUGGCGGCACGGGAUCUGGCAUGGGCACGCUGCUGAUCAGCAAGAUCCGCGAGGAGUACCCCGACCGCAUCAUGAACACCUUCAGUGUGGUGCCCUCGCCCAAGGUGUCCGACACAGUGGUGGAGCCCUACAACGCCACGCUCUCCGUCCAUCAGCUGGUGGAGAACACCGACGAGACCUUCUGCAUCGACAACGAGGCGCUCUACGAUAUCUGCUUCCGCACGCUCAAGCUGACCAACCCCACGUACGGCGACCUGAACCACCUGGUGUCGGCCACCAUGAGCGGAGUGACCACCUGCCUGCGCUUCCCCGGCCAGCUCAACGCCGACCUCCGCAAGCUCGCCGUCAACAUGGUGCCCUUCCCCCGUCUGCACUUCUUCAUGCCGGGCUUCGCCCCGCUCACCAGCAGGGGGAGCCAGCAGUACCGCGCCCUGUCCGUGCCCGAGCUGACCCAGCAGAUGUUCGACUCCAAGAACAUGAUGGCCGCCUGCGACCCGCGCCACGGGCGCUACCUCACGGUGGCCGCUAUCUUCCGCGGCCGCAUGUCCAUGAAGGAGGUGGACGAGCAGAUGCUCAACGUCCAGAACAAGAACAGCAGCUACUUCGUGGAGUGGAUCCCCAACAACGUCAAGACGGCCGUCUGCGACAUCCCGCCCCGGGGGCUCAAGAUGUCCGCCACCUUCAUCGGCAACAGCACCGCCAUCCAGGAGCUGUUCAAGCGCAUCUCUGAGCAGUUCACCGCCAUGUUCCGCCGCAAGGCCUUCCUGCACUGGUACACGGGCGAGGGCAUGGAUGAGAUGGAGUUCACAGAGGCCGAGAGCAACAUGAACGACCUGGUGUCCGAGUACCAGCAGUACCAGGACGCCACCGCCGAGGAGGGCGAGUUCGAGGAAGAUGCCGAGGAGGAGUUGGCCCAUGCCUAGACUCCCCUCUACUCUCUCCUCUAUACUCCUCUUGUCUCCUCUCCUCUCCUCUC
This is a messenger RNA of Alosa alosa (allis shad), 1566 nucleotides long. Its product is annotated as tubulin beta-4B chain-like. Gene Ontology annotation, cellular component: cytoplasm; microtubule. Bases 173 to 1513 code for a protein of 446 amino acids. Gene Ontology annotation, biological process: mitotic cell cycle; microtubule cytoskeleton organization. The transcript is spliced from 4 exons. Gene Ontology annotation, molecular function: GTPase activity; structural constituent of cytoskeleton; GTP binding. The record is from RefSeq and is a predicted model, not a curated record. Lineage: Eukaryota; Metazoa; Chordata; Actinopteri; Clupeiformes; Clupeidae.